Molecule: messenger RNA, 1613 nt
Organism: Hydra vulgaris (swiftwater hydra)
Lineage: Eukaryota; Metazoa; Cnidaria; Hydrozoa; Anthoathecata; Hydridae
Molecular function (GO): protein binding
Source: RefSeq, a predicted model, not a curated record
UUUAAAAUAAACAAUGAGUUUAAUAAGUUUGGAAGAUGAACCUAUUCCAAUUUUAUCUUCAAAGUCUAACGCGCAGUAUGAUGUUCAAGAUAUAAUUGACAAAGAGCCUAUAAAAAUAACAGAUGAAGACUUUGAUUUUUUGUUGGGUGGUUUAAAUAAUAUUUCAAAGUUAGAAGUAGAAGAUUCAACAAAAUCUUUCUCAAAAAAGAUGGUGGAUAACACUAAGUUUGAUGAUGACCAAUUAAGCAUUUCUGAUGCUCUUAACAAAGCUAAUAAAAAAAUAAAAGAUCUUUGUGAACAGCGAAGUAAUGAUUGCAAGAAGAUAAGUACUUUAAUGAAUCAAGUAUCUAAUCAUAGGCAAUUAAUUUCAAAUCUUCAAAAUAACAUCUCCAUGUUAAAAAAUGUGAAUGGCAUUACGCAAAAUGAAAUUUCAUCAGGUAAAUUAAUAAAUAAAGUAGCUGAUCAUUUUCAAAGACAACUGAACACUGAAAGAGCAAAAAGAGAGCUUUUAGAAAUGAGAUUGGUUAAAGUUGAAAGUUUACUUCUUGGUUUAUCAUCAGGCUGUACUGAUGUAUUACAGCAAUCUGAGAUUUCAAAUGAUAAUUGUUCAAGUUUUAGUGGAAGUUGUGGAGCAAUUUCUGCUGAAAGCAGUUCAGUAUCAGAACCUUCUAAGCAUAAAAGAAGAAGACCAAGGCGUGCUCCAAAAAAUAAGGAAGGGAGAAAUGAUUUUUCUUCUAAAGGUAGUCUCGGAAGUUUGCAAAAUGACAUGUCUUAUUAUUCUAAUGAUAUCAAUGCUGGAAAUGAAAGUUCUCAAAUUUUAUCUCAAAAUCAUCUCAGUAAUCCGAACCAAAAAAGAGGCAAAAAAGAAAACAAGCCUGCUGUCAACUCAAACCAAAAGAACAUGCAUCCUCGGCAAAAUUUAAAGAAAAAGUCAAGUCAACAUUCAACAUCAGAUGAUGGUAAUUCAAGUUACAUGGAUGAACUUAUGCUACUACAAGACUUUCAAAUCAGUAGCAAUUCAUUUGGUCAUGCUAAAGAAGAUAAAAAUUUAAGUGAAAAAGAAGUUGCAAAAAGCUACUUUGAGAAAGCGCAACAGUACUUGUCUGAACAAGCAAACUUUAAUAACAGAAUAGCAGGUAACAUUGGAUUGAAACUAAACGAUCGUGUUCUUGGAAGUAUACCAAUUGAAUGGAGGAUAAAAAAGCGUGAUAUAACCAAAACUGAAAUCAUUCAACACAGUGGAACCUUUUACACAGACAAUCGAGGUUAUCGAGUUCAAUUGAAGUCUCAGGUAGAUCGUUUACAUGGAGAUAUUUAUUUUAGUGUUCGAAUUCUGCAGGGUUUGUUUGAUGAAAAUCUUGAUUGGCCGUUCCAAAAAAAAUUUUGCAUAUCGGUAUCAGAUAAGAUGAAAUCUAGUAACAGAGAGUCAUGGAUAAUUCCGCAAAAUGGCAUUUGGAUAAAAGCAUUAAACAAAGCAACUGUAAAAAAAGAUUCCAUUGUAAGUGAAUGGAAAGGACCUUUCAACAUAAGUCAAUAUUUAGAAGCGAGAACUAUUAUUUUAAAUGUAUCAAUGAGUGAAUGAUAUAAUAAAUAUAAAGGUGUUUUUGUGUUUA